Messenger RNA from Salvelinus sp. IW2-2015, 1877 nucleotides. It is a transcript of the gene aprt, whose product is annotated as adenine phosphoribosyltransferase. Gene Ontology annotation, cellular component: cytoplasm. The record is from RefSeq and is a predicted model, not a curated record. Gene Ontology annotation, molecular function: adenine phosphoribosyltransferase activity; adenine binding; AMP binding. NCBI's taxonomy places the organism in Eukaryota, Metazoa, Chordata, Actinopteri, Salmoniformes, Salmonidae. Gene Ontology annotation, biological process: adenine salvage; AMP salvage.
ACCUUUUGCCUCAAAGUCCACACAGACGAUUCCACAUGAAGUUAACGCUCAGCUAGCAAUGGCAGUCCACACGAGAGAAGCAAAGUUAGAUUUGGUCACCAAACACAUAAAAUGUUUUCCUGAUUUCCCAAGCAAAGGAAUACUUUUCAGAGACAUCUGUCCAAUUCUUAAAGACCCGGGUGCAUUGACGGCAGUCAUCGAUCUUUUUGAGGAACAUGUGAGGCAGACUCAUCCCCAAGUAGAACUGAUUGUCGGUCUGGAUGCUCGGGGAUUUCUCUUCGGACCCCUUCUAGCCCAGAGGUUAGGAGUGGGAUUUGUGCUGGUCCGGAAGAAGGGAAAGCUCCCAGGGCCUACAGUGUCUGUGGCAUACAAACUGGAGUAUGGAGAGGCUGAGGUUGAGAUCCAGGUGGAUGCAGUGGCUCCAGAACAGAAAGUGCUUCUCAUCGAUGAUCUACUAGCCACUGGAGGAACCCUGUAUGCUGCCUGUGAGCUCAUGAAGAAACAGAAUGCAGAGGUAAUGGGCUGCAUGGUGGUCAUUGAGCUCAAAGAGCUCAACGGGGUUGAAAAGCUGAAGCCAAAUACCCUCUUCUCCCUGGUGCAGUAUUGAGGUCAAAACAAUUCCAAGUGUUCCAUUCAGUAUGGUUUAGAACACACUACUUUGAUGCAGUUUACUGUCUUACAGUUCCUACCCAACUGUAAUGAAUUGUGAUGGAGACUUUUGUUUUUGUUACAUAGGUAAACUUUUCAAAGCAUUCUUAUGUACUAUAAAGCAAAUGCCAUUCAUUUUAUAAGUAUACAUAGUACGUCUGUGACGGUUAUGGAAUUCUGGAAGACUAUUUGGCCAGCCAAAUGACCACGGUCACUGUAAUAACUGUUCGAAUAGCAGCAACAACAAAAAUAUUUUUACACACAUCUUUCUCCUCUCCUCCACGUGCCGUCAUAUGAAUAGAACAGGCGUCCCCAUUCAAGUCAAUAAUGGCAUAAUGGGUGGACUGGCGAAAGCAGGAAGAGUACCAUAGAGAAAGAGGCGAAGCGAGCUGAUUCUCUCUUCCCAAAACCGGUCCACAUGAGAUUAACCCUUUUUUCUAUGGAACUCUGUCAAAUUACGUGAGGCUUCUUUGAUAACAAUGUGCAAUUGAAAAGCCACUUAUUCUUACAUCGGUUCAAAAUACUGACCCUCAACAAGGUGUAGAUGAGAAAUAAAUUUAAAAAAUGCCAAAAGGAAGUGCCAGCUGGCUGGCUUGCCUCUGAAGCUAAGCAGGGUUGUCCCUGGAUGGGUGACCAGAUGCUGCUGGAAGUGGUGUUGGAGGGCAGUAGGAGGCACUUUUUCCUCUGGUCUUAAAAAAUGCAUGUUUAACAUCCCAUACGAAAGAUGGCACCCUACACAGUGUAAAUUCCCAAUCUGGCCCUCACACCAUGGUCACCUAAUCAUCCCCAGCUUCCAAUUGUCUCAUUUAUCCCCCUCUCAGCUUGGUCGGUGCUGUACAUGGGAAUGUGUUCUCAGCCAAUUUAACUGGUAAAAUAAUGGUUAAAUUAUCUAUAUGACAUUGAGAAAAACUUAGUUUUGCACGCAUAUCUGCCUUAUUGCCAUUUCUAUUGUUUGAGCAGUCACAGCUUUCUUGUCAAUAUAGACCAUCUGUGUGUACCCAUCAAUGUGCUAUUAUUUUCAUUACUGUCUUCAUCUAUAACCAUUAUUGUGCUAGCCCUCAUUUAUAUGCAAUAAGUAUCAAUGUCUAAAGAUACCUUCUGUUAUGUACUGGUGCAAUUGAGACAUUUUGUCAGUAUACUUGUUUCACCAUGACUGGUUAAUUGUUUCAAACUUGUGCAGAAUAAAAAUGAACUUUUCACAUUGGAGAAACAUGUGCACUACAGAAUAA